This is a messenger RNA of Labrus bergylta (ballan wrasse), 7699 nucleotides long. Its product is annotated as prospero homeobox protein 1. Gene Ontology annotation, cellular component: nucleus. Gene Ontology annotation, molecular function: DNA-binding transcription factor activity, RNA polymerase II-specific; RNA polymerase II cis-regulatory region sequence-specific DNA binding. NCBI's taxonomy places the organism in Eukaryota, Metazoa, Chordata, Actinopteri, Labriformes, Labridae. The record is from RefSeq and is a predicted model, not a curated record. Gene Ontology annotation, biological process: regulation of transcription by RNA polymerase II.
CGUUGUUCUCCGGACCGGACGGACGCUUCUUAUUGGUAGGUAGCGACAGUUACAUCACGCCGCUCGUGACGCGCACGUCUUCCUGUUUCCUUCAGCCGCAUCUUAAAGUGAAUCUUAGUGGCAGAGGAGCGCUCCAGCAUCCAGUGCUCUCAUCCAGUGCGCCUCGGAGACGCACACACGCAGUCCCUCUCUUUCUCUCUUGCACUCUCUCUAUGUCUCUCACUCUUUUAGUCACAGCAGAGGAUAGCGAGAGAGAGACCGACGCGCAAGAGCUCUUUUCAUCUUAUAUAUUUUUCCUGUUUUCGUCCUUUUGCUCGCGCUGCCGACUUUAUUCCAGCUCUUUCUUCUCUGAGAAAUUGUUUUAGUAUCCCUGCAUCCAGCAGUCCGCUGCGUUAAUUCUCUCCUUUUGACGCCGUAGGAGUUCAGGUUAUCCCCCUCUUCAUCUAAAGGGUACUCAGAGGCUUUGAUCCUAGAGGACUGGGUUUGUGGGAUAUGGCCCAAUAGCAGCAGCCCGUGAUGCCGGACCAUGACAGCGAAUCCCUCCUGAACAGACAGACCAAGCGAAGACGUGUGGACAUUGGUGUUAAGAGGACCGUGGGCAGCACAGCCUCCUCCGCAGCCUCAGCCACAACAACAACCACUGAUAACAUUGCCCGCGCCAAAGCAGCCAUUUUCAGUGCCAUGAACUCUCUGAGCUCCCACUCUCACCACGGAUCAGACAACGACUCCAUGGAGUGCUCUGUAGUGCAGCCACAUGGUGGGCCUGGCGUUGUAUCAGCCAGCGACAGUGAGUCCAAGUCCAAUGUACUCCGGAAGCUACUGAAGAGGGCCAACUCAUACGAGGACAGCAUGAUGCCCUUCCCUGGCACCACCAUUAUCUCCCAGCUUCUCAAGAAUAACAUGGCUAAAAAUGGAGGAGGACCCGAGAGGGGAGAAAGAGGCGACAGAGGUGAUAGAGGGGACAUCGUCUUCCCUGGAUCAGGACUUUCCAAUGCAAGUUCAGAUGCUCACCAGGAGGAUGCCUGCAGUAACUCCUCCCAGGACAGCACCCCUCAAGAAUGCUUGUCACCGUUUGGCCGUCCACCUGGUCUGGCCGCCUUUGAUAUUGAACGUCUCAACGAUGAACACCUGCGUGCCAAGCGAGCCAGGGUAGAAAACAUUAUACGUGGUAUGAGCCAUUCACCCAGCGUUGUGGUACCUGCUGCUUCACGUCACGAGCGUGACCAUGAGAUGGAUGGAGAUAGGGAGAUCGAGCUAGACUGUCCACCCCCUCAGUCUCAGCAACAUGCCCCAAGCAGCCCACGAGGAGGUGAGGUUUGCAGCAGUAGCAGCCGAGAGAACAAGCGUAAGCAGCGUCUUCCUCAGCAGCAACAGCAGAGCUUCACCCAGCUGGUGUGCCAGAGGAAGGAACAGAAGCAGGAGGAGCGAAGGCAACUGAAGCUUCAGCUGGAGGACAUGCAAAAGCAGCUACGUCAGCUGCAGGAGAAGUUCUUUCAGAUCUACGACUCGACUGAUGACUCGGAACACAAUGACCUCCACAAUGACAUAGGAAACAUGUCCGAGGACAGCCCAGUCAGGUCUGACACCGGCGGUGAUGACCGCGGUGGAGAUGACUUGCGCUCUGACAAUGAGAUGUCUGACCUGGACCCCGGCCAUUUCCUGGACAGGGCAAGGGCUUUGCUUCAGGAGCAAGCCCUGCUGGCAGACGGAGGGAAGCCAAGGAGAGAGGGGAUCGGCCGGAGCAAAGGAACGGGAGGUCCAGGCUCCUCCAUGCAUGCUGAAGGUAAACAACUGGCAGAAACACUGAAGCAAGAACUUAAUUCAGCCAUGACCCAAGUGGUGGACACAGUGGUUAAGGUGUUUGCCAAGCCUCCCCGCCCUUCACCCCAGCAGGCCUUUCCACCCUUAUCCAUACCUCCAGAAAGAUUCCCCACUGUUGUCAAUGGAGACAACCCCAACUUCCACACCGCUAACCAGAGGCUGCAGUGCUUUGGUGAUGUCAUCAUUCCCAAUCCACUAGACUCAUUUGCAAGCAUGCCAGGAAUGCCAGGUGCCACCAAUGACCAAACCGAGGCACUGCCCUUAGUCGUGAGGAAGACCCCCAGUGAGCACCACCACCAGUCCUCAGCUGUGGGUGCUCAUGGUGGACACCACCACCCUGCCCUUCACCCCUCCUCACUCUCUGCAUCCAUGGGCUUCAGCCCCCCAUCCUUUAGACACCCAUUUCCACUGCCUCUCAUGGGCUACCCUUUCCAGAGUCACCUCGGUGCACCUACAGGUGGCUACCCAGGAAAGGACCGUUCCUCACCAGAUUCCAUGGACCUGUCCAGGGAGACCACCAGCCUUAGGACCAAGAUGGCAUCAGGUCACCUUGGGCACCACCAUCGUUCUCUUUCACCAGCGCACCCUGGCAGCACAGCUGAGGGACUCUCCCUGUCCCUCAUCAAGUCUGAAUGCGGUGACCUCCAGGACAUGUCUGACAUCUCACCCUACUCAGGCAGCAAUAUCCAAGAGGGUCUUUCCCCUAAUCACCUGAAGAAGGCCAAGCUCAUGUUUUUCUACACUCGCUACCCAAGCUCCAAUAUGCUGAAGAUGUUCUUUUCUGAUGUCAAGUUUAACCGCUGCAUAACCUCCCAGCUGAUCAAGUGGUUCAGCAACUUCCGGGAGUUCUACUACAUCCAGAUGGAGAAGUUCGCCCGCCAGUCAAUCAACGAUGGAGUCACUGGCAACGAGGAGUUGAGCGUCAGCCGUGACUGCGAGCUCUUCCGCGCACUCAACAUGCACUACAACAAGGCCAACGACUUUGAGGUGCCUGAUCGCUUCCUAGAGGUGGCCGAGAUCACACUGAGGGAAUUCUUUAACGCCAUUGUGGCCGGCAAAGACGUGGACCCGUCCUGGAAGAAGGCCAUCUACAAGGUCAUCUGCAAACUGGACAGUGAGGUCCCUGAGAUCUUCAAGUCCCCCAAUUGUCUCCAAGAGCUUCUACACGAGUAAUUUUUUUCUCCUCCUCCUCCUCCUCGCUUGACACUUUGCGCUUUUUAAUUUUCCCUGAUUUCAUAGAAUUUCAAAAUGAUACGCUCUUUUGUUUUUUUCUUCUCUUUUCCCAAACUUUACUUUUGAUUUCCUGUUUUUUUUUUUUUUUGUUUGUUUUUUUAUGUAUGAAAGUUAUGAAGUAGCAUUCCCAAUUUGAAGCCUCUGUGGCAGUUCCUAAAUGACCUAGCUAUUGUGUUGUUGUUCCUCUAUGAUAAUUAUCAUGUUGGUUAUUAUUUGUUCUUUUUUUUUCUAUGAUUCUGAAAUGAAGAGACUCUAAUCUUACUGGGUGUUUUUUUUUGGACUGUCUGAACACUCAUCUGUUUGGCCUGUUGUUUUGAUCAACAAUAACUUAAGCAUAGGCCGGGAUCCCUAAAGACUUAACUCACGGCACCCUGAGGUGCCCCUCCAACCCACUGGACAAAUGAACUGUUCACAAAAUGCAAAGUGGGUGCCCAAUAUACUGUGCUAUUAAGGAUGUCCAUAAAAAAGGACAGUGACACACACACGCACGUGCAGACACAAAAACAAGGCCUAGUGAGGUUGUUGACUGGACUUCGACUGGACUCACGGUCCUGGGGUCUUGGGACUUGGACUGGUUUCAAAUAGGUAUUGCGCUCUACCAUGUUUUGAAGUGUGUUUUCCCUGCAAGUAGGGCAUUGUGUUAAUGGGCUGUACAUUAUUUUUUGGAUGAUUAUUAUUAUUAUUGUUAUUGUUUAUGAUUAUUAUUAUUUGUCAUCACUGCUUGCUGAAGAUUGGCACUUCAAGAUUUGUUUGUCCCUUGAUGACGUUGCAUAAAAAAAAUAAAUUAUUGCUAUCAAAUAUUAUUCCAUGAGAGUUUAGAUUCUGAAAUAUUUUAACCCCAUUUCCCCAUCCUUUUUUUUUUUUUUUUUUUUACACUUGCUUUCAGUGUCUGAAGUGGACUUGGAUUGUGUUCCAUUUGACUUUUUCUUUUGGUGGUCAGGCUCCGAAGGCAACCUGCCUGGGAAAGUGAUUCCAUUUGGGGUUUUUAAUAGAGGACCAUUGAAGUGGAGUAUAUACAACUGUAGUGACUAGCUUGUCCCAAAAUUAAACACAUGAAGUAAACGGUGCCGAAGUAUAAUAAUUAGAAAUAAUAGUAACGCAGAAGGGUGGCCUUCAGGUGCUUAACUUGCAGUUUUAAAUGGCAAAACUUACAAAGCCACUCCGGCUUUGAUUAUUAAACUGCUCCUUCUAAACUGUCGUUCUGCUAUAAAAGAAUCCCGUUUGAAUGAGAAAAAUGUUCUUCUCUUAAAGAACUGCUCUACAUAGCUCACAUGUGAGAUGAAGUCAGCCUGUAAGUAUGGCAGGCUUUCACUGCAAUAAGCCUAUACUAGAUGUAAAGUACAUUAUGAAGUUAUUUCAAUAGCAGUUAAUACUUGGACAUGUCAGAAUACUGUGGCAAUCUUAAGUACAGUAUGGCUGAAACAAUAGAUUUUAAAUACAUUAACAAGCAUCACAGAGAGAAAGAUAAUUCAAGGACGGUAAAGAAGUGGGUGAAUAGAAACCGAAAUAUAAGCUUAAUUAAUUCUCCUUCAAGAAGGAAUCCUCACCCACAUAUAAGCACGCACAGAAACACAGCUCUUUCCCUAUGUGCUCACCUGCCUGUGAGUGAUCUAGAUCUUACUGCAACAAUUCAAGGUCAAAGGUGAACCCUCACCCCAGGGGUAGCUGGAGAAGUUCUCAGCACUACAAAGAGCGGGGGACAAAAGCCCAGAGUGAGGAGCAACAUGCACCUGAAACCACUCCGUCCCUCCAUCCCAAAAACUGGCAGCUUUCAAGACCCAAUUUGAGAAACUGAUGAAGCCACUGUGCCAAGAUAGUUAAAACACCAUUCCGUUCACUUCUGAGAACCUAAUCCCAGCUGCUCCACUUGAGGUUUAAUGUAAACCCAUCAUUUUAUUAGUUUUAUCCACCCUCUAAGUUAAGAAUUGAAAAGAAGCAGUUAGCAUUAGCUUCCCUUAAAUGAGGCAAGUUUGAAGCAGUGAGAGGACUUGAACAAUUGAGCACUAGAGUGCUUGCGAGCCAACUGUUGAUCUCGCCUUGGCUACAUUAGCUUGUUGUGUGUCUGUGUGUGUGUCUGUGUGUGUGUGUGCGUGUGUGUAUGUGUGUCACAAAAGAUCAAAAGAGGCAGGUUGCUUAACCUGCUGUCUUGCCUAAGCGAGACAAAGCACCUGACAAAAGGAGGCAGAGAAAGACGGAGAGCUACUCCCUUCAUUAUGUCCCCCAGCUCCUCCGCCCCAGACAGUUUUCUUCUUAAGAUCCGGCACCCUGAGAGACUGAGCCGGACGCAUUUCUCACUGAAGGAAGGGCUAGGCCCUGCACGUUUAGAAGUCUCUAAGCACCAACCAAGGGCUUUUAAAGCACCACUAACAAAGGAGAAAGGAAAGGACACUUUUAUCUGAUGCACAGAUUAUUAUCGCUCCCCAGCCCCUCCCCCGUUUCUGAAACCCCGCCCUGAAAUUAAAGAGUUCCUGCGCCUAAAAGGAUUAAUUCAGGAUAAUGAAGACUUGUGUGGAAGAAAAAUAGAGUGGAUUAGCAAGACCUUAAUACCGCAUUGAAAAUAUUUUUGUCAAGAUAUCCUUUUCUGGUGUCGUCUGAUUUUAAGAAUAACAUUAUUGAGAUUCAUAUAUAGGCUUUUUUAAGAAUUGUAAAAGAUAAAUCUAUGGGAAAAAAAAAAUAUAUGCAGUGGAGGAAUAUCUUUGGAAGGCACUGGAAGGAAAUGUUUCAAUACAGAAAUCUUGAGGAUAUUUUUAGUGACGGCUUUGUUAAAUCUGUAUUCUGAAUAAGUGAGUUGUUGGUAGUUUUAGGAGCAAUAGUUGUAGGAUUUUUGCAGGUUUCGUGACCACUUUUUUUCCUUUUUUUUGGUUUCUUUUUGUAUUGUAUUGCUGAAUGGCUGUCCUCUUGACAUUGCAAAAUGAACUUGGAUUACAUUUUCAGAGUAUGGAAUAUUGUUGUUGCUACUGUAAAUACUGUCAGGAUGAAACAAAGAAUAGCUGUACAGUUUUUUCUAUUAUCAGUUAAAAUAAGAAGGGUGAAAAAUCUCUCGAAAAUGGAGUCAUGACCGUCUUCUAGUAAAAAACAAAGGAGAGGUUUUUUUGUUUUGUUUUUCCCCUGCCAUGCCUUUAAUGGGGUUCUGUUUCCCAUCGGCAGUGCCCUUGAAGUUGCACCAGCAUCCAUUUCUUUAAUUUUUGCUGACAGAACGAUGCAUUAGGCUAGCGGUUGGGUAGUGAUGUCAUGGAGCGGCCCGUUGGUAGUCUGUGGACCAGGUCUCAUCCAAAAAACAAGCGCAGACUGGCUCAGACUAAGCUCUAGAUUUGACCCAGGAGAGACAGGAACUCAUUGUCAUCAGAAGUGUAGUGUCAUGGAGGGGGCACAUGUACAGUAACAUUUUUUUUAAAGAGACUGCAGAUGGAAAAAAAAAAAUGAUUUAUACCCUUUUUUACCGGGUUCAAACAGUCGGGAAAAGUUUGGACUUUUAUGGAACUUCUGUAGGAUUUGCAUUGUGUGUGUGAGUGUGUUUGAGAGUGUGUGUGUGUGUGUGUGUGUUUAAAUGCAUAUGACUGUGUCUGUGUGAGAGAAAAGACCGAUUAUGAGAACCUGUGAACCAGUGAGUGACACAAUUCUCAACACUGUAGCCCCUCCCCCACCCCUGGGAGUACCAUCCUAACAUGUAAAUGAUUCUCAUUAAGCAUUGGCAAUGUGUGUUUGGUGUGUGUGUGUGUGUGUGUGUGUGUGUGUGUGUGUGUGUGUGUGUGUGUGUGUGUGUGUGUGUGUGUGUGUGUGUGUGUGUGUAUGUGUGUGUGUGUGCGAUAAUUUCCUCAGCUCUGUUUUCUGACCUGUUUGAAAAGGUUUUUGUUUCUCGAUGCUUUGAGUAGUAAUUCCUUUUUUUAUUAUUAUUAUUAUGACAUUGCUCUUUUUCCUGUAAAUAUCAAUGAUGUGGACUUACAGUGAUAAAUACUGCCUUUGUGUAACUUAGCAAUAUGUUAUGUAAAUAGUGUUUUGUUUAUGCUUUUUGUAUGACAUUAUUAUUACAUUUUAGUGCAGUAAUUCCAACUGGAACAGCCAUGUUUCAAACUAAAUGAGUAUUACACACAGGUUGUAAAAUAAAACUCACGACAUGGCUGUUUUUUUUUUUUGUUAUUGGUGUCUUUUUGUCUUGAAGAUUUUUGUGUAAUUUAUUGGUUUAAUUUAUCCUAAUUUAUUUGGUGUUGUUUUUUUCUUUUCUUUUUUUCCAAACAGGGAAGGCUGUACCACAUUUCAUUGAGUAGAACCAAUUUAAAGAUUUUAAUCCUAAUCUACUGAAAUCUUACAUUAAAAAAAAAAAGAACAUUAAAUUGAGAAACAGCAACAAUUGAGAUCUUGGCAGCUAAAUGGAACUGGACUUUAUUUUAUUUAAAUAAGGGUUGUUAUGUUUAAUUCCAAAACAGGGCCGAGGGUGGGCUUGAAAAGCCGAAACUAGUUUGAAGCAGUUUUGUAUUUUCUCUUGAGAUUUUUCCCCUUGUAUUGCUUUGGCCCAGCCCAAAAACAACCAGUAGUCAAAUUGCCUUUCGUGCCUUCACCCUCUAUGAACUGAAUGUAUGUGCAGUAUAUAUGCAAGCUUGUGCAAAAUGAAUAAAAAUUGGAAAUAAAAAUGAAUAAGAGAGUAAAA